Messenger RNA from Drosophila teissieri, 543 nucleotides. RefSeq names its product TP53-regulated inhibitor of apoptosis 1. The transcript has 2 exons. Lineage: Eukaryota; Metazoa; Arthropoda; Insecta; Diptera; Drosophilidae. Bases 20 to 286 code for a protein of 88 amino acids. The record is from RefSeq and is a predicted model, not a curated record.
AAAGAACUCCAUUCCACAAAUGAACAGCAUUGGCGAGGAUUGCAAUGAGCUGAAGAAGCAGUACGACGCCUGCUUCAACAGCUGGUUCUCGGAAGGAUUCCUAAAGGGUCAGACGGAUGACUCGGGCUGCGCGCCGAUUUUCCGUGUUUAUCAGGAGUGCGUCAAGCGCGCCAUGAGGGAGCAAAAGAUUGAGCUGCGGGAAGUCGGAUCUGAGUAUAACACGGGCUCGGAGUACGACAACGCGAACAAUUCCGGCGGCAAGACGCAGCCCAAGACCAAGAGUUGACCAAUUACUCAGCUCCAGCAUCCUGGUUACGACCUUGAGUCCACAGUUGGCCAGAGGCCGGGACACAAUGACCUCACCGGUAACCAGCGCCGGCACCAGAGUGAAGGAACGGCCUAGGUUAACCACGUAACAGAGGCAGCUUUGGUUUAGUUCCAUGACUCGUAUCCGUAAAGCUAUAUCUUAUGUAAAUUAUUUAGUGAAUGUUUUAUAAUUAAGUUCAAAUAGCGAACUAUAAAAAGUGUUAUAUUCAGACAAAA